Molecule: messenger RNA, 2291 nt
Organism: Sinocyclocheilus anshuiensis
Lineage: Eukaryota; Metazoa; Chordata; Actinopteri; Cypriniformes; Cyprinidae
Product: prickle-like protein 3
Exons: 10
Coding region: 239-2269 (676 amino acids)
Molecular function (GO): zinc ion binding
Source: RefSeq, a predicted model, not a curated record
AGUGGUGAACAGGGGGUGGUCCUGCUCCUCUACAGUUAAACACUUGUCCUGUAGGUGUAGCCCGUCUGGUUAGGCGCUCUUACGGGCAACUUCUCGCGGAGCUGUUUCCAGCACGGAGGUCUACAGGCCAGAAACCAGACCGCGGAGCCGAGCGAGAAGAGGUUAGAUUGGACUGAAGUGAACUUCAGCGGACACAUGAGAGUAUUCGCGUGAGUCCCGACACUCCAGCGCCGCAGACAUGUUCACGCGCGGGGCGAGGAAGCGACGCUCCAGUCGCUCGAUAGACGCGGAUGAGGAUCCAGACCGGGGGCAGCCGUGUAUGCGCUGUGGAGAACAGUGUCCUGGCUUCCGCAUGCAUGGAUGGAGGAAGAUCUGUGUGCACUGUAAGUGUGUGCGGGAGGAGCAUGUGGUGCGCUCUGUGCCCGGACAGCUGGAGAGGAUGAUGAUGAAGCUGGUGUCAGACUUCCAGAGGCACUCCAUAUCCGACGACGACUCGGGCUGCGCCUCGGAAGAAUACGCCUGGGUGCCACCCGGGAUCAAGCCUGAACAGGUGUAUCAGUACUUCAGCUGUAUUCCAGAGGACAAGGUUCCAUACGUCAACAGUCCAGGAGAACGAUAUCGAAUUAAACAGCUUCUACACCAGCUGCCGGCCCAUGACAGCGAGCCUCAGUACUGUAACUCUCUGGAUGAAGAAGAGAAGAAAGAAUUGAGGUUAUUCAGCCAGCAGAGGAAGAGAGAGAAUCUGGGCCGCGGCAUCGUACGACUUUUUCCAGUCACCAUGACCGGAGCCAUCUGUCAACAGUGUGGCAGGCAGAUCUGCGGCGGUGACAUAGCGGUGUUUGCGUCACGAGCGGGUCACGGCUCCUGCUGGCAUCCUCAGUGCUUCCAGUGCUCUUCCUGUAACGAGCUGCUGGUGGAUCUCAUUUACUUCUAUCAGGACGGACACAUCUACUGCGGCCGGCACCACGCCGAGCACAUCAAACCCCGCUGCCAGGCCUGCGACGAGAUCAUCUUUGCGGACGAGUGUACGGAGGCGGAGGCCCGGCACUGGCACAUGAAGCACUUCUGCUGUUUCGAGUGUGAGGCAGCGCUGGGUGGCCAGCGCUACAUCAUGAGAGAGAGCCGGCCGUACUGCUGCCACUGCUACGAGUCUCUGUACGCCGAAUACUGCGACACCUGCGGAGAACAUAUCGGUAUAGACCAGGGUCAGAUGACGUUCGAGGGCCAGCACUGGCACGCGUCCGAGGCGUGUUUCUGCUGCGCCUGCUGUCGGCUCCCUCUGCUGGGCAGACCCUUCCUGCCUCGCGGCGGACUCAUCUUCUGCUCCCGCUCCUGCUCGCUCGGGGACGACCCAGACAACUCCGACUCCUGCGAUUCUGCCCUGCAGAGCAAACCAGUGUCACACAAGACCGUUCAAAACCAGCAGCGCACUUCCACACCACGGCCACAGGAGGGAGCCAACGUCACUGCCGCCGUCAGAGCAGCGAGCACAACAACAGCCAACGGGGGUCAUUUUACACUGGACAGCAAAGGUGUUCUCACCUCUUUCCAUCCUAUUCCGAAUGGCCAACCUCCACCGUAUGAACAAAUACACACACAACACUCACAGCUCCGUCCAGCAGCCAAUGACAGGACAGCAUUCGUUUGCAAGGACCAAUCAGGCAUCAGCACACAGCAGGGGAAUCACCGGCCAGACAGUCUGGAGUUUACCGUGGAGUUGAACGGAUACGCAGAAUUUGGCCCUUUCCCGCUGAGCUGCACGUCUAGAGGGACUUCCACUGCAAAGGAUUGUGGGAACGUCAGUUGUACAGGAAUUUCCUCUCAACUGGAGUCUUCAGAUGCGUUUGAUGAUCUAAAUGACUCCGACUCCUUCCCGCCUCCUCCUCCCCCUGUUUUCUUCCAUCCGUCUGAUUCGCCAAGCCCUUCGGAUCCCCCGGCCGCUGUCACUGAAGCCGAGGACGCCCCUGCAGCACCGGUCCGCAGCAGCACCGCCAGGGUCAGCUUCAGAGAGCCGAUCAGCUGCAGCUAUUCAGUGGAAGAGGAAGAGUGGGAGGAAGAGGAACGGGUGGAGAUGCAGAGAAGAGAGGGAGAGGAUGAGGAGCAGGAGGAAGAUGGAGAGGAAGUCGAAGGAAGUUUGGGACACAGGUUGCGCUUCUGCACUGAAGUACCAUCUCAAAUGGACAUGCUGGGUAAGAUCAUAAUGCCCGCUAAAACAAUGUGCUAUUAUUAUUAUAGGCUAUUUAACAGCAGCAUUCGAGCAUUAAAAUAGUAAUGAAAUAGACAACAAUGGC